Molecule: messenger RNA, 273 nt
Organism: Aureobasidium uvarum
Lineage: Eukaryota; Fungi; Ascomycota; Dothideomycetes; Dothideales; Saccotheciaceae
Source: the annotation of a GenBank genome assembly
AUGCCGGAUGCAUCCAACUACGACAAUAUCACGCCGGCUGAGCGACUGGCAGCCGUCGGCAUCGCACUAGUGGGUGUAGGCGGUUCAGUAAUCGCAUAUACGACGAUUCGAUGGAUUGGAAAGAGAGCGCAUCCACUUAUUAGUGUCAACUACUUUGCUACAUGGUGUACCAUUGUCAGCAUUGUAGCUCAACUCACGCUUCCUGGUAUCGGCUUCCUUCUCCCUGCUGAUGCAAAGGAGUGGGGAUAUCUGAUANNUUUCUUGGGUGAGUAG